Messenger RNA from Guillardia theta CCMP2712, 1461 nucleotides. RefSeq lists its product as hypothetical. Gene Ontology annotation, biological process: protein phosphorylation. NCBI's taxonomy places the organism in Eukaryota, Cryptophyceae, Pyrenomonadales, Geminigeraceae. Gene Ontology annotation, molecular function: protein kinase activity; ATP binding. The coding region runs from base 1 to 1461 and encodes 486 amino acids. The record is from RefSeq and is a predicted model, not a curated record. The transcript has 22 exons.
AUGUGUGGACUCGAGAUGGCGAAGAGUUUCGACAGCGAGUUCGAGCAAUGGUACCGAAUGGAAAAAGCUGCCAAGGAGUACGCGGAGGCGAAAGAGAAGGAUAAGGGCAACGUCCACCAGAUCGGAGAUGUGGUCCGUCAAGGCUCUUCGGCAUGGAUCAUUACAGGCGUCCAAGGGGUGGAGGGUCCUGCGUGGAGGUUCGCGGGGAAAGAAGAGAGCUCGGGAGCAGCAGUGAGCAUUCACUGUCUGUCCUUGAGGCAGAUGGGAGGGAACUGGCAGUUCCUAGAUAAAUUCCAACAGCGGGCUCGGCUGCUCAAGAAUGUUCGCGUCGACGGGGUUCCGAAGCUGCUGCAGUCCUUCGAAGCAGACACAGAAUCUGACAAGGCGUACUACAUGAUCUUUGAGUCUCCUUCCGAUGUCACUCUACAAGAUCUGCUCGAUGCGGGGCUUCGACCAACGGAGGAAGAGAUCAUGGAGAUCGGGGUUGCAGUCCUUGAGAUCAUGGAGGAGCUGUACGAGAAGAGGCCGCCCGUGUAUCAUUCUGCCAUCACUCCUGACAACAUCUUGAUCUCCGCCGAGUCAAGGAGAGAAGGAGGACGAGGGAUCUGGCUCUCUGGGUUCGUUCCCGACGACAAAUCCCGCACGAGAGCGCUGGCUGAGGAUGAUGACGUCUUCUCCGUUGGAGCUGUGAUGCUGCGCAUGCUCUCUGGAAGGGACCCCGUGGAGUUUCUGGUGCAGGAGAAGUCUGGGCUGGGAAUGAUGUCAAUAAGGUUUCGUGGGGAGGUGGUGAUGAGCUCAAGGCUGGCCAAAGUCGUGGAUGAAAUGCUCGCAUUCAACAGCCCAGUCUUCCGGAGCCCUCAGAGUGCCCUGGUGUCUCUCAAGCAAGCGGCGAGUGCCAAGACAGAAGCCCUAGUGACUUCACUUCCGACCGUGCAGGCAAUUGAUGUCGAGCUGAUCAGGGGCCUCGACUCCCUGCAGCUGAUGGUCCCUGCGGAUGGGAUGAGCUCGUCCACCCUGUCGACCGGAGGCUUCACAGUCGCUUGGAAUUUCGGCAUCGGCAUGUGGACUGUGAGCGCCAUCACCGGAGGAGCUCCCCUCCUCUUCACCGCCUUCUCCAUCCCCUUCUGGAUCGUGGGGGCGAGACUCGCAAGGGACACGUUCAAGUCAGCGUUGGUGGGGGUCAGGUUGAACAUGGACCGAGACGAGUUCUCGCUGCGGGAGGAGAUAGUCGGAGGGACUGAGUACAAAGUGAGGAGCGGGAAGACGUCGGAUUUGACCGAAGUCGAUCUCUUCGUCAGUGGGUACAUCAACGAGAACCCGGUCAGGUGCAUAAGGAUGGUGGCGGGUGCGGAGGUUAUCACGUUCGUUUCUGGAGUUAUGAAAUACGGGAAAAGAAUGCGAUACAUGUUCAAGUCGAAUACUUGUCAGGAACUGACUGUGAACGUUUUGGGAAUUACUUGA